Messenger RNA from Adineta ricciae, 414 nucleotides. The record is from the annotation of a GenBank genome assembly. Lineage: Eukaryota; Metazoa; Rotifera; Eurotatoria; Adinetida; Adinetidae.
AUGGAAUGUCGUGGAAAAGUUUUAAUCAUAAAGUUGCGAGAAUUGAGUGUCACAUCGGAUCAAUUGUUUCAAUGGUCAACUUCAAUCGAUCUUAUUGAACGAUAUGAAAUGUAUUUCAGAAAUGAAAGCACAGCAAAUCAAACGAUAUUUCUUAAUCGAUUCUACGAUUGCACAUGGCCUUUGUUCGGCUCAUCAUGUCAAUUUGGUUUUGAUAUAAGACACAAUUCAUUUCUUGAACUUAUUCAAAACGCUUUAAUAUUACCAAUUGAUGAUGACGAUUAUGAUUUUGAUGAAUAUGAUGUAGUUAUUCGCUCAGUAACAUGUUAUACACUGUUAAAAUGUCAAUAUAUUCAUCCUCCACCAAUGUGUUUAACAUGGCGAGACAUCUGUGAUAUGGGAAAAUCGGUUGUUUGA